UCUGCCUCUGUCUGCCCAACACCCAGCACAGGUGCUGGCAGUCUAGAGCAUGCUGAAUGGGUCAAUGAAUGCGGAAUUCAUCGUCCCUGAUGCCAACCUUGACCCGAUGAAGAUGCUCUGAGCACCUCCAGAGCUACGUUCCCAGAGGUUCUUUCCUACAGGCUGGACAGCACCGGGCUUUGAUCAAUUCCGGUUGUGGCCCUGAGAACACCAGGGACAGGGAGAGCUGGCAUGCCUGCUCCCAGCUCCCCAGGCCCUCCUUGCAGCGCUUGGUGCUCUUAUAAAGGAACGAGCUAAAAGAACCCGACGCCCUCCGGGAUCUAGCGGCUCAGCAUUUGGCCACCGGGUCUGGCCGGGAGCGCCCCCUCUGCGGACUCCAUUUCCCUGGCGUCACUCACGCCGCAGCACUUCCGGUGGCCUAGGCGGAACCCCAGGGCAUGCCGGGAAUCUCGAGGUGCGCAGGCGCAGCUGCCCGGAGGGGACUCGGGGGGUUUUUUCAGCCCUUUGUUCUUGGGCUCCUGCUGGUUGAUCGUGGGCAGGGCAGAGAGGUGCGGAGGGAGUCAGUGCGCAGGCGUGGCCCCACCCAGCGCGGCGAGGGAGUCCCUCCUCCUCCUUACCAGUCUGGCCAAAGACUUGCAGGUACCCUGCCAGCUCUGCCUUCUCAGGACUCUGCCCUUCCCCCGAAAAGGACCCUGAAGGAGGAGGAAGCAGCAGACGAAGCAAUGCCUUCUGGUGCCCUGACCAGUGGUCGGUCACAGGAAUUGGUGACAUUCAAGGACGUGGUUGUUGACUUCACCUGGGAGGAGUGGGAGCUGCUGGAGCCGGGUCAGAAGGCCCUGUACAGAGACGUGAUGCUGGAAAACUAUAGAAAUCUGGUCGCCCUGGGACAUCCUGUUUCCAAACCAAAUGUGAUCUUCCAAUUAGAGCAAAGUGAAACACCAUGGAUGCUGGAGAGAGAAGCACCAAGCAGCAUUUUUCCAGAUUGGGAGGCCAGGUUUGAGACCAAAGAAACAGUUUCAAAGUCUUAUUUCACUAUCGAAAAAUCAUUCCAAGAAUCCUGGCAUGGUCCCUGGGGUUCUAAUUGGGGGGAGUCCUGGGAAUGUGGUGGCAGGUUUAAGAGGCAGCAGGGGGGCCAGGAGAGAAAUUUCAGGCAAGUACCAUUUGCCCACAAGAAAACUGAUGAGCCAAGAAGUCAGGAAUGUAAUAACUUUGAGAGAAGUUUCUGUUCAGACCCAAUUCUUAUGACACAACAGAGUGCCAGAAAGAGUCUCCCUAAGUAUGAUUCGUAUCCACUUUGCUUUGAACAACAUUCUGACCUAAUUCAACUUGAUAGGAUCACCUCAGGGAAAAAACCUGGUCAAUGUGAUGAAUGCAGCAGCAUUACUUUAAGUUACCCCUCAGACGUUGUUCAGUGUCAUAAAAUCCUUAAUGGAGAGAAACCCUAUGCAUGUUAUGAAUUUGGGAAAACUUUCCACCAGAGGGACAUUACCCAAGAUCAGAAAACCCUUAUUGGCGAGAACCUCCACAUAUAUAAUGAAUGUGGGAAAACCUUCAGUGAUAACUUAACUCUUACUCUACAUCAGAGAAGUCAUACUGGAGAGAAGCUCUGUGAUUGUGAUGUAUGUAGGAAAGCCUUGAGUGACACCUCGUACCUUCCUCCACAUCAGAGAAUUCAGAUUGGAGAGAAAUCCUAUAAAUGUCCUGGGUGUGAGAAAUCAUUCAGUCAGUACGCAAGCCUUGUUAGACACCAGAGAAUUCAUACAGGUGAAAAACCUUAUAAAUGUAGUGAAUGUGGAAAAGCCUUCAGUCAGUGCACAAACCUGAUCCGACAUCAGAGAGUUCAUACUGGAGAAAAAUUCUUUAGAUGUCAUGAAUGUGGGAAGACCUUCAGCAACAGUUCAUCUUGCAGUAUACACCAGAGAAUUCAUACAGGAGAGAAACCCUAUGGGUGUGGUGAUUGUGGACAAGCCUUUAGUCAACAGGGAAGCCUUAUCCAGCAUCAAAGAAUUCACACUGGAGAGAAGCCCUUUAAGUGUAAAAAAUGUGGAAAAUCCUUCAGCCAAAAUAUACACCUUACUCAACAUCAGAGACUUCAUACUGGGGAGAAAAUUUAUAAAUGCAAUGAAUGUGGUAAAGCCUUCAGCAAUAGCUCCACACUUAUUCUACAUAAUAGGAUUCAUACUGGAGAAAAACCUUAUGAAUGUAAUGAAUGUGGAAAAACCUUCAGCCAGUAUACAACUCUUAUUCAACAUCAGAGAAUUCACACUGGAGAGAAACCUUAUAAAUGUAAUGUGUGUGAAAAAACCUUUAGCCAGAGUACAAGCCUUAUUCGUCAUCAGAAAAUUCAUACUGGAGAGAAACUCUGUGUAUGCCAUGAAUGUGGACAAGCCUUUAGUCAGCAGGGAAGUCUUACUAAACAUCAGAGAAUUCAUACUGGAGAGAGGCCCUAUAAAUGUAAUGAAUGUGGAAAAGCCUUCACCCAGAGUAUGAACCUUACACGACAUCAAAGAAUUCACACUGGAGAAAAAUUAUAUAAAUGUAAUGAAUGUGGAAAAGCUUUCAGUAAUAGCUCAUCUCUUACUCAGCAUGAGAGGAUUCAUACUGGAGAAAAACCCUAUAAUUGUAGUGAAUGUGGUAAGGCCUUCAGCAAUAGCUCAUCAGUUACUCAACAUGAAAGAAUUCAUACUGGAGAGAAACCCUAUAAGUGUAAUGAAUGUGGGAAAGCCUUCACUCACAGUAUGAAUCUUACUCGACAUCAGAGAACUCAUACUGGAGAGAAACCAUAUCACUGUAAUGAGUGUGGAAAAUCUUUCAGCCAGAACAUGAACCUUACACGACAUCAAAGAAUCCAUACUGGUGAGAAACCCUACAAAUGUAAUCAAUGUGACAGAGCCUUCAACCAAAGCACAUCUCUUGCUGAGCAUCAGAAAACACAUAGGAAAGAAGCUGGGAAAUAUAAUAAGUGUAACCGGGCUUUUAGCUGAAGCAGAUACUAUCAGGGAAUAUGUUUUUUUGUUUGUUUGUUUGUUUUUAAGCAGAAAAAAGCUCAUUAAUUAUUGUGAAUGUGGGAAAGCCUUACCAGAG
This is a messenger RNA of Phascolarctos cinereus (koala), 3084 nucleotides long. RefSeq lists its product as uncharacterized. The record is from RefSeq and is a predicted model, not a curated record. Gene Ontology annotation, biological process: regulation of transcription by RNA polymerase II. Gene Ontology annotation, molecular function: RNA polymerase II cis-regulatory region sequence-specific DNA binding; DNA-binding transcription factor activity, RNA polymerase II-specific. NCBI's taxonomy places the organism in Eukaryota, Metazoa, Chordata, Mammalia, Diprotodontia, Phascolarctidae.